Schistocerca cancellata (South American locust) is the source of this 14268-nucleotide messenger RNA. Its product is annotated as potassium voltage-gated channel subfamily KQT member 1-like. Gene Ontology annotation, biological process: transmembrane transport; potassium ion transport. The coding region runs from base 1 to 1578 and encodes 525 amino acids. The transcript is spliced from 12 exons. Lineage: Eukaryota; Metazoa; Arthropoda; Insecta; Orthoptera; Acrididae. Gene Ontology annotation, cellular component: membrane. The record is from RefSeq and is a predicted model, not a curated record. Gene Ontology annotation, molecular function: voltage-gated potassium channel activity.
AUGACAUCGUCCACACCGUGGUUGAGCCGGCAGGACAUUUGGUUGCCACACGAAAUAGCUGGGAUUGAUUCCAGGUUCAUGCUGGUCCUCGUCUGCCUCAUCUUCAGCGUCCUCUCCACCAUAGAAGAGUACGGAACCUUCGCCAACGCCACUCUCUUCUGGAUGGAGAUCUGCCUGGUGGUGUUCUUCGGCGCCGAGUACCUGGUGAGGCUGUGGUCUGCCGGCUGCCGGUCCAAGUACAUGGGCUUCUGCGGCCGCCUGCGCUUCAUCCGGAAGCCCAUCUGCAUCAUCGACCUGAUCGUGGUGGUGGCGUCGAUCGUGGUGCUGUCGGUGGGCUCCAACGGGCAGGUGUUCGCCACGUCGGCGAUCCGCGGCAUACGCUUCCUGCAAAUCCUGCGGAUGCUGCACGUCGACCGCCAGGGAGGCACCUGGCGGCUGCUCGGCUCCGUCGUCUUCAUCCAUCGCCAGGAGCUGAUCACGACGCUGUACAUCGGCUUCCUGGGUCUCAUCUUCAGCAGCUAUUUUGUGUAUCUGGCUGAGAAAGACGCCGAAAAUGAAACAGACUUCAGCAGUUACGCAGACGCGCUGUGGUGGGGUGUGAUUACUGUCACGACCAUCGGAUACGGAGACACCGUGCCCAAGACUUGGAUGGGCAAGAUCGUCGCCUCGUGCUUCAGCGUCUUCGCUAUUUCUUUUUUCGCCUUGCCAGCGGGCAUCCUGGGCUCCGGGUUCGCGCUCAAGGUGCAGCAGAAGCAGCGGCAGAAGCACUUCAACCGGCAGAUCCCGGCGGCCGCCAUGCUCAUCCAGUGCCUGUGGCGGUGCUACGCCGCCGACAAGUCGUUCAACAGCCAGGCCACCUGGAAGAUCUACGUCAAGGACACGGGCCAGCCCAGCCAGAGCUCGUCCGCGCCGCUGGGAAAGUCUCUUAUCCUCCAGGUAGCGAAGAAGGCAAGCGUCCUCAAGCGCAGGAAAUCGAAGAACCGCAUGGAGGUUCCCAGCAACGCACUCGAAGGGAGCACGAGGCGUGACAGUGAGGGCGACGUUGUUUUCUACAUAGAAGAACCGAAAGCAGGAACGCCAAACCGUGUGAGAAGGGAAGGUCGUGGGUCACUUUUCACAAGCCAGACAAGUAGCGUCACAGAGGCAGCAUCAGAUGAAAUAGACAUUGAUAUAGAUGAGCCUCAGAGAGUAACUACGUUAACUGAGGCACACCGUAAUGCAAUAAGAGCAAUACGAAAGAUAAAAUACUUUGUUGCUAGAAGGAAAUUCCAGCAAGCACGGAAACCAUAUGAUGUUCGUGAUGUCAUAGAACAGUACAGCCAAGGGCAUCUCAACAUGAUGGUGCGCAUAAAGGAACUACAGAGGAGAUUAGACCAGACACUUGGAAAACCAGGCAGUUACUUGGCUGGAAUUGAUCGAUGUGGCAAUGUGAAACCCAUGACAAUAGGAGCACGGCUUUACCGUGUUGAACAGCAGUUAUGUGUGAUGGAGAAGAAGCUUGACCAGUUAGUAUACGUCCUCAAUGCUGUUGCACAGAAGCAGCAGAUUCCACUUCGGUCUGUUGAAGAUGAAGUCUAGCAACGGUGAGCCCAGCUGUGGGGCACUACAGCUAUUUUUAUCACCACAGCGAUUAUCUUGUGAGACAUUUUUGUUAUUCAACUACUCUUCUUUUAGGAUUGAAUUUCAGACAGUUUUUGUCCUUUCCCGUGAUGUGUGAUGUGUAAAUAAAAUGAAAUUCCACUGGACAGUGAUUGACAAAAAUGCAGUGUUUUAAGUGACUGGAGUGCUCCAUUAACUUUUACCAUUAUACAGUAUUUGAUUCCAUUUUAGUGAGAUGAGACUUCAGAUAGCAUUUUUAUAUUUUUUAAAUACAUAUACAUACAUCUAUUGUUAAAAUUGCAUUAGCUUUCUGAUAGACUGAUUGUCAAGUGUGUUUACAAGUGCCUGGUUGUCAGUAUAGCUGUUACAAAAAUGUACCAUUUGCACAAAGAUUUAGAUAUAAAAUUGUAAUAGUACUUAAUAGACCUUUUAAUUCCAAUAUUAAUAUUGCAGGAUUAAUCACCAUUCUAACUUGACCAUGAUAUUUAUAACACUUCUAACUGAAAGAAAUUAGUAAUAGAGAUACAUGCAAUAACAAUCAGUCUAUCAGUGAAUUUAAAUUUAGGUAAUAGUAGGGUAAAAUGGCACUAACUUGAUGCCUAUAUAGAUGAGCAGCACUUGCUUGUGCAAUAUUUAGAAUAUCACUUUGAAAACUAGGCAAGUUUUCAUUGAUUCAUCAGGCAUAAUGUAACACAAGAGGUUCGGGAAGAUGAUUUGAACAUUCAUGUGCAAACCACAAGUUACUCUCCAUGUUACUUCUUAUUUUUUGCAGUUCAGUGAAAUAUAAAGUUUCUUUUCACCCUUUUUUUUUCAGUUUGGAACCUCUUCCAAAUUUUUACCUUGAUGAGAUUUACUUCUGCUUGUUGUUUUUUGAAAGACUGCAAGUAACAACAUUGUUACAGUAGUUGUCAGUAAGUAAGGAAGCAUGGACUAAUUGGGCCACAGUUUGUAUGACAUGAACUUAAUCUUUUUUUACUUUAAAGCCUGCUGUUUCUUAUGAUGUUUUGUUCAAGAUAAUUGUUAAAGUAGUGUUACAUUACGGGAUGAAAUGUUUUUGUUGAAAUGCUCUGUGAAUAUUGGAAUUAAAGAAAACUUCAAACAAAAAUUCUCUUCACAUGGGCACAGCUAUCUAAAGAUCCAGCGAGUUGAAAACUUUACAGGCUAGCUAUGCCUGAUAAAUGCUUUUGAAUAAGAUUCAGUGUGUUGUUUUCCAAAGAUAAAACAGUUUAAUUCAGCUCUGACAACUCGUAAGAAUUAAAUACCCACUCAUUCUGGACACAAUGGCCCAGUUUCCACUUGGGAACAGAUAUCUUGUGCUUCCUUGCAUGUUACGAUAACUAUCCUGGUUUGAUAUUACUCUUUAUAUAACUAAGUUAUGUCUAAUUAACUCAUUAUUGUUAGUUGGUUAAAGAGUAACAAGGUGAAAGUGACAUAUCACUUUUAAGAAACACUACAAGUAUCAGCACCAUCUUAUCCUACUUUUACCAUAUCUUUGCAUGAAUGUAAUAUAGAAAAUUCUACGAGACAGAGUUUACCACAAUAUAAGAGUUCAUCCCAUACAACUUAUAUAGCAAAUUGUACAUGAAAUUACACAUAAAGUGAAAUGAAUUUUGUAAUGUAACAUACUUUUAUCUCAGAAGUGGCAUCAUGUUGAGCAUACAGCCAGUCCUUUUGGAUGACCAUUACAUAAUGCAAAUUGUGUGUCACUCUGUGACUAUGUGAAGCAACUUGAUGUUGAAAACUCUUCAGUGGAUGUACAUGUUGUGUGUCAAGAGGAAAAAGCUACCAAAGUCAUUUAUUUCUGUGGAAUACUGAAAAUGGCAUACAUUUCAUUAAUACAGUGGUGCUGUUUUUCCAUAAUCAAUAUUUGUUUUCAAAAUCCCAGUUAAAACUACAUUGAUCUAACACUGUAUUAUUCCAGUGGUUGAAAAAAAAAAGAAAAAAAAACCCGUGCCAUAACUAUGUUUGAAGAUAAAUUACUAUGCUGUUAUGUGUUGUACAACAUGUUCAUUAAUUACUUCACAAAAUAACAAAACUGAUGUAUACACAGUUAUAUCACAAGCAUUACAACACAAAGAAAUAGAAUUACUAUAAAAAUCAUAAUAAUAUGUAGCAUGGCAGUUAAGAAAUAAGUAAGCCCCGGGUAGAGAAAUUUGAAUUGCAGUUACGGAUUCAGUAAGAAAAUAAAGAAAGCAGUAGAAAAGAAAUUUUGCUUAAUCCUCUAUUAUUAGAAUGUGAGAGAUGUGCAUGAAGAGUUAUACUGCAUUCGAUUACCUGUUGUGGUUUUACAAUCCGCUUUUGCUUCUGCCUUCUUUUCUACUUCUUAUUGUUCUUUAGCAAUAGUGGAAAUUCAUGGAUGGAACAAUACAUAAAAUCAGGAAGAGGCAACCACUCACCUAUAGCAGACUGAUGUAUGACACUUAGACAUAAGAAACAGAAGACAGAGUUAAUUAGCUUUGAAUCUCUGGCUCCUUUUCUAGAGGAAGUCAUACAUUCAUUCACACAACAAUAUAAACACCCAGUUGCAUGCCAUCAUGGCCACAGUGACACUGAUUGUUGAUUAUCUCAACUAUUGAUGUUGAUGAUCUUCUUGAUCAUUAUAUUUUUCCACACUGUUGCCCAUUUUCAGUUUAUAUGCCUUUGCGUUUAAUGUUUAUUCUUCUGGAACCAGAACUUCCUCUUUUCUCUGUUGCUAGUAACUUCACAGAUUUUAAAUUAAAUAAAAUUAAAUAAAUAAAAUAUGAAAAAUAAACACAUGAAAGGAUGAAUUUAGAAAAAAAACUUAACAUUAAUGAAAAAGGGGGAGAGGAGUGUCACUAGGUACUUUUCUUCAUUGAAGUUUUGGAGAUGAAUUUUUACAUCUGAAAUUUCUGGUGUUGGAAAGAACAUUACAAUUUUUAUAAAUAGUAAAGCAGAGAUAAGGCCUCAGCUUUUGUACUGAAGAAUGUGUUCAUCACCAGAGAACUCAGUGUUACUAGUAUAAAUUAUAUGUUUGUGAUUUCAUCCCAGGAUCACUAUAAUUGCUUAAUGCUCAACGUUUAAUGUAAGCAUGAAGAGCACUACUCUUUUCUUGAGGAUAGACAGAAAUAUAGAGAGAGUCAAUAGUGAUAUAACCCAAUACUCUGUUGCAAAACAUAGUUAGCAACUAAAUAAUCAUGACCUUGACCUCCAUUUCAUCACUUAAGAAAUUAAUUUCUUACAAACCAGCAUUUCUGAACUUGGUGUAUGGGAACUUUACUGCACGUAUCUUUUCCUUAAUAUUACAUUUAUGUCAGCAAAUUUUAAUCAUUCAUUCACACAACUCACAUGCUCCUCUCUCACCAGCACCAUCCCUACAUUAUUUUUCUGCCAACCCUCUCAUGACUCUAUCACAGCCAUAGUUUUUCAUUUACUUUCAAUUUUCUGCUCUUUGUCGAGUAUAUUUCAUUUGAUUAACUGUUUCAAGGCCAUACUUUGUUCCUCUGCUUCUUUUUAUUUAUUGCUUUCCUUUUUUACCAUAUCUGUCCAUCUAUUUUAGGUUCACCUUUCCCUUAUCUCUAACUUGCCCAUUGCCCUCACUUCUGCUUCUUAUGUUUCAAGUUUUCAAAUUACAUCUGAUUGUCUAUUUACCUCUUUUCAAUCGUCCUCUGUCUCCAUUUUCUAUAACGUAGACAGUUUUCCAUACUUAUCUGUGUUUAGUCUCAGUUGACAUAUCCAUUUCAUUGUUUUGCAAAAUGAAGGGACACAUUAUUCCAAAAGGUAUUAUUUGUUCUGAGCAUCUGUGUGUGCCUGAUGUUGCUGCUGUUACUGUUUCAGUUUGUGAUGAUAUUUCUGCUUAUAUUUCAUUGCAGUUUCUCCUUGGUGAUAGUUUUCCUUAUAGAUAGAAGCUACUAUUCAGUUGAUUCUGCUGUAAAAUACUCAUGAAUAAAAUUUUUUUGGCUUGUCUAAAUUGUUAUAGACUGUUUAAGACACUAUUUUCAUGUUGAAUCAUAACUUCUUUCUCAACUUGAGAUGUAUGAGUCUGAAGAUCAGCAAGAAACCAUUUUGAACCACUUUCUUAUUAUAAAAAUUAUUUAUCAUGCAGUAACAACUUGUUCUUAAUAGGUUAAUUAUUUUCUUUAUUUUAAAUUCAGUUUUAUCAUUUUUAAACAUUUAUAUUUGUGUUGUGACAAAAUAUACCUUAUCCCAACUGUCUGCUUGUAGUUGUUGUAUAUACACACUAUAUCACUUGUACUUUCAGAUUUAAACUGCUGAACUAAUUCCAGAUCACUCAGAUUUAGAACCUGGAUAAUAUUAUUUUGUGAUGUUUGGUUUUCUUAUUGAUUUUUUGGAGCAUUAAAUUCCAGUAAUCAUUCCUUCAGUGGUUAAUACUUUCAAACUGUUUUUGCCAACUCUUUCAUGCUACAGACUACUCUGAAAGCUACAGUCAGGAAAUACUGAAAUAUUCAUAAUGAUAUGCAGUUUAGAGAAAAAUAUUUUAAUGAAACAGUAUGUUAUAGCUAACUGACUAUAAUUUCAAAACCAGCAAAAUUUGAAUGGUCAUUACAGACUAGUCAAAUAUAAUAGAUAAUAGAUAAUAUUUAAAAAUUUGGAACUUUUUGAACAUAUUAUUGCUGUUAAAGUUCAAAUUUUCCAAACAGUUUCUGUAAACUGUCAUCAUAAUCUUACGUUUUACAUCUUCAGAUCAAUAUCAUGUUUCACAGCUCAUAUUUUACAAGCAGGGAAAGUCAGUGGGUUGAAAUUAAUAGCAUUACAAAAGACAAUUAAAGCAGCUAUAGUGAGUACAUUCUUUUCUGUAUCACUGACGUGUGUGAUGAGAGUACAAAACUGAAAUUAAAUUAAGCUACUUGGAAGGAACCCUUUCUUUUUAAGAGUGAUGGAAUACAGAAUCUCUGACUUCAUGCCUUCAUCAUUAUAGAUAAAAAUAAUUAAUAUAUGGUAAUUAUAUAAUUAUGUCACAGCCACUGGGAUAAUCAGUCAGCAACAACAAAAAUACCUUCAUAAUUCAAACUGAAAAACAGUAAGUGAUGUCACAGAAAAUUCCAAAAGGGCUCUAUGUGUGCUCUGAUGCAAGUAACACAAAUUUUUAUAAAUUUCAGAUUGUAAGUUCCUCAUGAUAAUUGUUUCAUAGUAUGUAUAAGUGCAUUGAAUUCAUUGUUGGCAUCUGUGUUCAGAACUUUGCUGGUAUAGGGCACAAAUACUUUUCCACUAAUGCAGAACAUAUGGUAAAAGUGUUAUGUAAAGAUUGUUGAUGAAAAGAUUCAGAAAUAUGCUGUAAUCUGACUUCUCGUAAAGAUAAAAUGUUUUUAUAGAUAUUCAGUCUGUCUUUGUAGAACCUCUUGUUUGUAGGCAUAAAAUAUAUCCCAACAGGAAAUUUUUUGUAAUUCAUAAUUUUUUUAACCAUUACUCUGCAGCUAAUUCUUAUGUUUUAAGUAUUGAAUCCUGAUGUGUUAAUUAAAUUUCUCUCCAUCGUUCAACUCCCAUGAGUUCCAGAUCAUUAUUAGACAUUUAGUAUAAAAAGUUAUGCCUACAGCUAUUUUAAGACUCUUAUCACAUUAUAAACUAAAUAUGAUGAAAAAUAAUAAAAAUUGUUACAAUGAUUAGGAUGUAAUGGAAUUUGCGGGUCAAAUUUACCAGUUUCAUAUUGUAAGCUAAUAUUUAGAAAUAUAAAGUAGCCAAUAACAGAUUCGUCUCUUGGCGUGACUACAUAGUUUCACAGUCUCAUGAUUCAGUAGUGUAAUUUAUAACAUGAAAAAGCAACUAUUAUUAUCAUUACAGCAAAGUUUUUUUCCAUUCGCUUAGGGCCAUUAUUCCAUCACAGAAAGCAGCAAGUGUCUGAAUGAAAUAGUUGUUACUAAAUAUGUAUAGCAUUAUGAGCGUCUAGUUUACUUCAUUUUGUUAGCUGUAAUAAUGCUACAAAAUGACCAAAUAAUUUCACUGCUGGAACACAGCUUGACACUGAAAGCUCGUCUGUUUAUUCAGAUGCCUUUUCCACCAUCAAGGAAAUGAUGCUGCACUAGAAUGGGAAUAACUGUGUGUGAUAAUUAAGUGCUGGGAUCAAUAUUUGUGAUGCACAAUACUUUAUUACAUUUUGAGAAUGACAAUGGUAUUUUUAAUUUUUAAUUGGAACACUUACCAGUCAAUACUUUAUACAUGAAUCUGAUGUCAGAUAGCAACAGGACAGUUCCUUCCAAUUAACCAACUUCUAACUAGUUGGAGAAUUUUAAAUUGAAAGUAAAAAAUCUAUUUUUGUCCAUUUAUGUAAAAUGUUUUAUUAAUUUUUCAGUUUUUAGAAAUGCAUCAGUUCAAAGAAAUAUAUCACAGAUGAGAACAGUUCCAAUUUUUUUUAGAUAUUCCUACCUGAAUACUGCUAAAACAACAAACUACUAACAUAAAUCUUGAAAAAUUUUACAACCUAUUAUAUCACUGGAAUUCUCACUUAUUAUUAAUCAUUUGACCAUUUGGUACCCCCUUUUUAAUUUAUAAAUGCAUUUUUAAACCAAUGACUGCAUCAUGGAAACAAAGUGACUGCAUUUUCCUCAUUGUUUUCAUCAGGUGGAUUCAUAUUUAUCAGUCACUGUGGUUGAUGCCAGCUAUGUCUUGCAUUCUAAAAUGGUAAAAUUAAGUGAAAUACAUCUCAAUAUAUGCCAUAGUAGUUUACUACUUCUGUAAACAUCAGUGCAUCUUUAUACAUAGCAAAUGCAGCUUUGAGAAAAACAAUGCUUAGAUAGGGUCAUCACUGAGAUCUUGCACUUGGAUGCUCAUAACAUUUGAUUCAUCACUUGCGAGAAGCGUGUAUUACCUUAAUACAAUAAACAAAUACUAUCAAAGUUUUUCUCCCAUCUACUGUCAGGUUCCACUCUCUUUAAUAGAUCUUUUGAUACAGUAUUAUUUGCUAACUUGUUUGCCUGUCUUUUUUUUUUUUUUUUGUGAAUGCUUGGAACACAAACCACAAUUAAUUGUUUGCUUGAACUACUGACCAUUCUUAGAGCAAUAAGUAAUUUGAAGCUGGCCUAAUCUCCCACAAAGGAGUAACUAUUGAAGGAGAGAAAAUUUUUUGAGAAUGUGGAUCAGAUUAAAAAUGUGUAUUGAAAUUUGUUGUUGCAGAUGACACACUGCAGAAAAAUAAAUCUCUUAACUGCAAAAUGUAUGAGUUUUAUUUAACUCUGGCAAGAAGAUUGCCUGAAGUGUAAAUAUAAGUUACUAGAAAUUGCUGUUAUUUAUUCUUGUGACUGUUAAUAUACUCGUUAAGCUGUAAGGAUAUGAGAAUCUAUGAAAACUUCUUCCAUUUUAUUUUGAUUAAAAAGUAAAAGAGCUUUUUAAAAGAUUACACAAAUAUAACAUUAUUUAUUGAAUGUUAAAGGCAUUGAUAGACAUGUGCAGCAUCACUGAGUAACCAAUAAAUGAAAUUGUUCAUUGUUGGAUCCUGGUAUUAUACAUUGUAAUGACUUUUUCUUGACUUUUUAGAGAUUGCCUCAUCUGUGCCUAUAAAUACUGUAGUAUAUGAAUCUAUAGUGUAUUUUCCAUACCUGUGAUUAAUGAUAUCUAUCUGCCAUGCAGAAUUUGUAUAUAAUUAUAUAAAUCUAAGCAUUGUUGUAAACAAUUUUCAGAGAGAGUAAGUAAGCUCAGUUUGUAAAUAAUAAGCAUAACUGUAUUUACUUAAUAUAGUUAUAUCAUUCAGAGUUGGUUAAUAUAAGUUAAUGGACAUUGUGUAAACAGUGUACUGUAAAUAGCUACUAUUUGCAGCUGCCAUGUUUUAUUGAUAGUGUUUGUCACACAUAAAUUUUAGCUUCUUGUGAUAUGCACAAAGUCAGUCUUAUACUGAACAUUUAUGGAGAGUGUGGAAGAUCGGUUUUAAAACUGUGUAAAGGCAAAAUUUAUUUUUACAGUAGAUGAUGUACUUGAAAGAGCAAGUGCUUUAUACAGUAAGAGUUUGUAUUUCCUGAAAUACAUUGAUAAUAAUACAUAUCAGGCACAUAUGUUUUUGUAACGAGAUUCUGAAAUCUCUUGGAAGCCUGUAUUAAAACUUUAUGGCCCCAGAUUUUCAUGAUUUUACUUGCGGGUUCUCUAGAGCUAUUAGUAAUAUAAUUCUUAUGCCUCCAAAAUCAAUAACUGUACAAUGUUAUUUUUCUGCAUCUUGGUAAUACAGUGAAUUUAACUAUCAAUACUUCACAUAAGAAAUAAAUGCUGCUGUUUUCAAAUCUUCCAUGAUAAAACCAGUAGUAUAAUUGGAUAACCAUUGGCCACAAAUACAUUUCAGUAUCAUACUUUAGAUUCCACUUAAGCACAGUGUCUGACUCAUAAAGGAAUAACUCGACUGUAGUGUAUAUGGGACAGAUAUGGAAAACACUCUUGUUGAAAAAUGUCUAGCACUAAGAAAAUUGGCAAAAUAUAGUACCAUAAAUUCAAGGAUAGUAACAACAAACAAAAAUCUGUAACAAUAACCACUUACCAACAGAUAACUGAUGCACUGCACAUAGAAAGAGACAGCAUAGAACUUUUGUAGCUUUUGAGUUACUGCUUAUUUUCUAGUUUCAGUACACACCUCCUAUAAGAGCUCAGUAGCUAGUAAUGUGUCUGUGCUGUAACAUGUUUCUGUGUGCAAUUCAUCAAUUAGCUACUGGUGAGUGGUCACCCAAAAUGUUUUUGUUUGUAAUUUUCUGCUUAAUUUUUUUUUAUUAUUUUUUUUUUUACAUGCAAUAUAUUAUUUAGUGGUUUCACAUAUCAAAUCAGUUGACAAACAUAUAGCUGUUCAGUGAAGACUUCUAAGGGAAAGCAAUGGAAAAUAUUCAAUCAUUAGUUCAACUAACAAAAACAUAAGUUUAUAACAGGAGCAUUACUUUAACAGAAAAAAUUAUGGAAGUAACACAGGAUUCAUACAUUCAAAAAGAGACAAUUUCAGUGGUGAUCUCAAUUUCCCUCUUCUUCUAUUAUGUAUUCCACAAAAAAAUUUAAUAGAAAUUGUUAUUUUUUUAAAUAUUGUUUUUAAGGAUUACAAUGUAUUUCAUUGCAAUAACCUGAAAAACAAUUAACUGUUCCCAACAAAUGAUCAGCCAACAUGUUUAACAGUUAAGAAAGGGUUGAUAAGUAGCUGAAUAUUAAAAGAAAUUGUAGAAACUGUAACUAACAAAAGAAAUAGAAGAAAUGGUGUGAAUACAAUAAAACUAUAUACACCAUACAACAAUUAUAGCAAACCUCAAAAGACUUCAUUUAUGUAUCCGAGAAUUGAACAAGAAAAUGCUAGAAAAUGAAAUCUAUAUGAGUGAAACAAAAUUACAGAACAAAAACAUUGAGAAUGUAGAACACUACACUGAAUGAUAAAAGAAUAUCUGUACUUUCCAAUCAGUAUUUUUAAUUUGGGUAAUUCAACUUUCUGCUGUUUCCUCCAAAAGAGUGUCCCUUCAUGACCAUUCUCGUACUAAUAUUUGCUCUCCAUACAUUCUUUUCACCAUGUGUUUCUUGGUUAUAAGAUGAUUAAUCAUUUUUACUUCACUCUAGCUUAACCAUGCAAGGCCCUUCUUUUAUGCUGACAUACAUGUUCCUUGACAAUUAAUUAAUAGGUGAUACAAAGAUGGAGUAAUUUCAUGAGAGUUAGUGUUUUCAUUUAUAUGCCAUUGACUGAAAAAUAGCAUACAGUAAUAAGUUGCAAUUAUCAUAGACAGUAAAUAGGCCAAAAAGAUUUUAAGAUCUGGGAGGGAGACUACUAAACAUUACAUACCAGUUAUAGUAAAAAUACUGGAUGACUGUAAUUUUGUAAAUAUGGGCAUUACAGUGGGGUCUACAAGGUCCACUAAAAACUGUAGAGAGCAGCAUGCAUUUUGAGUCAUGCUGCUAUGACUGAAGUUCAUAUAUAUCUAGUUGGAGAAGAGUUUGUUGUUUGAGAUUUAUGGGUGAAACAACACUGCAAUUCUACAACACUACUAACAGAUUUUUGUAGAACUAAGGCACAUAAAAAUAGCCACAACUGAAUCUGUUUAUUAAAGCAGAUGAAUUGAAUUCUGUAUAGCACACUUAAAUUAACUAUAGAAUAUUCCAUAUGGUAUACUGGCUUGUCAUCGGAAAUAUUUCCCUGUUUUGUAAAGGAAAUGUGUAAACUAUUAUCAUGCAUAAGAUUUAAUUUCCAAUCAAAUCAGUCAGCUUCCAGGGGGUACAAAUAUAAUAAGGAGUAUAAUAAAAUUUAAGUCUUGCAUACAUUAAACUGCAGCUGUACAGAGCUGUCAGUAACAUAGAAAUAUCUACAGAUAUGUAAAAGCAGUUUAAAAAAGAAAAAUCUUAUCAAAGAAAUGGUUAGAUCUCUUUGCAUAUUUCUAUAAACGGAAGUACAGAUGUUCAUUUAAAAAGGAAUAAAUCUUUACAAAGGAAUUUGUAAACUUCAUAGAUUGUUGUUGUUGGUAUGCUGGUAGAACUGAAGAAAAAGUAUGCCAAGUUGACUACAAAUAAUAGAGGACAAACCUUUGAGUGUCAACCAAUUGUGCUGAAUGAAACAUCAAAUUGUCAGUGAAACAGCAAUUGCCCAAAGAACAAAAACAGACACCACCAGGCAAUACAUCAAGAAGUGGGCAUGAAAGUCUGAAUGAAUACAAAGUGUAAUACAUAAAAAGAGCAAUGACAAAAAUAUUAAAUGAAUUUUCCAUUAUAAAAGUUGCCAUUAGAUACCCAAUAUUACUUGCAAUGCCUGAGUUUCUUGUAGCAAAUAUUAGAUGCUUUAGAACAUGUGAAGUAGUACUAAAAUUAGCAUGUGCAAAGAAAGUUCGUAUGCUCAUGAACGAACCUAUUGAAGCAAGUGGAUAAAAUAUACUCAGAAGUUGGUAAACAUGUUUUGGUCCUUGAGGCAGAUUAUUCAGAUACUUUAAAAUGGAGAAGAGUAGUAACUACAGCAACAAUAAUUGGAAUGUGUUAUAUAGACAGAUGGAUCUAGAUAUUGCAAUUCUUCGAUUGGGUUAUGUGAAUAGCAUGUUGAAGUCUGAGAAUAGGCUAAUGCUGGCAAUUAGCAGAUUGCCUUUCAUUGUAAGGAAAAAUAAAUCCAAGUAUCAGAAUGGACUAAAUAAAAAAUCUCAUUAAAUGGGUUUUGCUAGAAUAAUAUAUUAUGUAGACUGAUGGCUGACUUAAGAAAGUUGUAAUUUUGUUUCGAACCAUGGAAAGGAGUGGAGUACCAUGUGGAUACUUUGCAAGAUGGUAGUAGUGUAAAACAAGUAAUGAUUUCCUACUUUUGGACAUCAAGAAAAUUACUGAGACAAAGAGUGUGUUCCAUUAUCUGUAGCUACAGGCAAAUGAAAAGAAAUGAAAAUCAUGAAGUACAACAGAGAUGAAUACACUCCAUCAUGUGAAGGGUGCAUGACAUUUUAUGCAAAAUGUCUGACUUAUUGUUGUGCAUUAAGGAGUUAUAUCCGAAUUGGCCAAGAAAAGAGUCUAAGCUCAGUCAUUUUAAGGACAGGCAAAAUUAAAUUAGUGUUUAAUCCCGAAGUCUGCUUGUAAAUCACCCCAGUAAAAAUGACACUUUUGCUACUAAUAGUUAUAUAAAUUAUGCCCACCUGGAGUCACAAUAACUACUCAUAAUACUAAACUGACUGUGGUUUGAGAUAAACAGAUGAUACUAGUGCAUCAUUUUCAGACAUCACUGAAAUUUUUAUCUUUCCAACAAUACAUUUGCUAGAAACAACCAUAAUUUCUGCCUCCCUCUUCUGUUAUAAAUAAAUUCCUGGUAUAAUUUUCACAUACACAGAAGACAGUGUAGUACUUGUCCAUUAUUUACUUUAUCAUGACAACAUGCUGUUAGUAUGUCCUCUAAACUACCUAAAAAUCCAAAAUUUAGCUUCAUGAUCUCACUUCAAUACAGUUUUUGCUCUACAUAAUUUUUGAAAGCAAACAUCUGAAAUUAUUAAAUUGAGGAAAAUAGGAUUGUGGAAAAUCAAGAAACUGAGAGACUGUUUGUAGGUGCAAACAUUUUAUUUAAUCCUUAGUGCAUCCUAAUCUGAAAAGAAUCAGAAAUUAAGUAAUUAUAACUCAGAUCAUUACUUUUAGAACUACGUCAGGGUUGUUUUUCUCUCCUUCUUUUUAACAUGUAAUCUUUCUUAAAAAUUACUUUUAGUUGCCAAGAUAAUUAAAAACCUACAAACAUUCUUAAUCCAUCACAGAGUAACAUGUAUGACAUCUGAAGAUGUUUCUUUACUCAAAUAUUGAGAUUACAUGUAAGAGGGGCCAUAAAAUUUAUAAUAAAUCUUCAGUAUUAAUAAUCAUUGCAAAUGCUGAACAUUUACCUUCAAGUUACUGUGCUAUUUACUCCUGUCUCUACUAUACGCUUACUAGGACAGUAAAUAUUAUAUAUUACUAUUAUCAAUUUAAAAAAGACCUUUCCUACCAUUGAUCAUAUCACCAUAGAUGCCUAUAAAUCUCACCAACAUAUUUUUACUUUAAUGAUUUGAAGACAGCUGUUCCAUUUCCAUUUUUAAAUACUGUGUAUAUGUAAGUAUGUUUACUAUGAUACAAACUGUAUUGGAUAUGGGUCUUGGAAAUAAUUACUUUUGUAGAGAAAAUAAGUGAACUCUAUCAUUCUGUACCUUUUUCUCUGAAAUAUGAAUGUGGAUGAAUGAUGUUGAAACAUAUUUUGGGAAAAGUAAAUGGAGACAUGACUCGUUUUAAUUUCUAAUGUGUUACUAUAUAGCAAAAAUAAAGUAUUUUGACUUACUACAA